Molecule: messenger RNA, 930 nt
Organism: Perognathus longimembris pacificus (Pacific pocket mouse)
Lineage: Eukaryota; Metazoa; Chordata; Mammalia; Rodentia; Heteromyidae
Gene: Rtl4
Product: retrotransposon Gag like 4
Exons: 1
Coding region: 1-930 (309 amino acids)
Molecular function (GO): nucleic acid binding; zinc ion binding
Source: RefSeq, a predicted model, not a curated record
AUGGAGAAGUGCACAGAAUCACCACCUACUUUGCAGGUAGAGCCUUCCUUUCCUUGGGAAGAUAAUGUGAUGGUAGAGCCACAAAUGCAGCAUCUAGCAGAGGGUAAUACUGCUCUGAGGAGCCAAGUCAUGCCUACUGUGACUACCCCAGUGACAUCUGCAUCCUACUCACUGGAACAUCAUACUGAGUCUGAUAGUGACUCUUCCAACCUCUCAGGGUUUCUGGCUCAGGUGACUACCUACUUAACACCUCUGAAAUGUCCUAAUCCUACAGAUGAUGCCGAGGUCAAGCACUUUUGUGACUUCUCAUCUCAUCAGAUUCAAAGAUGUGGUAUCAUAUCAGGGUCUGACCGUAGUACUCUUCUACAGCAAUAUGAGAACUUUGUUCUUGAGUUCCAGAAGUCAUUUGAUGAACCCAUGCAGCAAGAAAUGAAUCCCCUGAUCAGUGCUGAUGCUGACAAAGAGAACAACUCCUCUCAAAAGGAUGCUGCUACUUUCCAGAGCUUUGCUCUAAACAUGAACUUUAAUAUGACCAAUCAGAAUAAUCCACUUCAAGAGGGAUUGCCUGGCCCUAUCCAAAAUGAAAACAGUAUCACAAAUAUGAUGAACAAUCUCCCAGACCUGAUCACUCAGUGCAUUCAGUUGGACAAGAAAUAUAAUGACAAACCAGAGCUCCUACAGUCAGAGACACAGGUUUCAGAAUUGCCUUCCCUGAUCUAUCCCAAAUCCCCCUCCAGAGCCAUAGGUCUGCCAUUCAAAGAAGAGCAAACACAACUUCGAGGGGGCCAGCUGCCUCUCACUCCAGCCAAAAGAGCCCGACAGCAAGAAACUCUAUUGUGUCUUUACUGUAGCCAGGCUGGUCAUUUCACAGAAGAUUGCCUUGCCAAACGUUCUCGAAGUCCCAACACAGACCACCCAGCUCACCAGUAA